GACGACAGAUUCCAAUUCGUGGUUUUCUGUUGCAGAUAGAAUUUCCACUUUCCAGAAAUACCCCCAAUCCUUCAAACAAUUUCGACGCCAUUGGAAUUUUGGCCCUGCCAGACCAGUAGACGCACACGACUCCGCAUUUUCCCCUUCCAUGGAGCGAACACACGGCCACCACAAACUGGGAGCGAGGCCGCAUCACAACCAGCUUAAGUCCGUCAAAUCUUGCCGUUCUCCGAGCUGAGGGUUUUGGAGUUUCAUUCUUAUUUACAGGUUUUCGCCUUAGUUAGGGUUUGAGCGGCUUAAUCAAUCAUUUUUUUUAUUGGUUUUUGUUGCUUAAAGACGCUGCUAGGUCCUGUGUAAAUACUCUUCUAGCUCUAGGAUUUUCUGGAGGAAUAUACUGUCUCGAGGAGGGCUUUGGAUUGGAGUAGUGAACAGUGAUUAAUCUUCUAGAAGCGUGGUCCUCUGAAUUAGGGUUUCAAGCGCUUAAUCAAUCUUUAGAGAGGUUAUGUGAGUGGACCUGGUGGCAAGCUCUUGUGGCCUGUGUAAGGGGGAAUGGGGAGCACCGUCGAAUCAGAUAGAAAGCGGCGUCACUUCAGCACCAUAUCCCCAACCGCUGCUACUGCCAAGAAAGCGCCCUUCUUGCCCAUUUCCGAGGACAAAAAGCUUGAUGUUGCUGUUCUUCAAUACCAAAACCAGAAGCUCAUACAGAAAUUAGAGGUUCAGAAGGUAGAGUACAAAUCUCUUCAGAAUAAAUAUGCUCACUUGAAGGAGAAACAAGAGCCAUAUGACAUCACAGUGGCUGUAGUUAAAAACUGUUGGGAGGAGCUUGUUAAUGGAUUGGAGAAGUCUUCUGUCUGCAUGAGAAGGUGGAGGAGCAAGCAGGAUGGUGAACAAUCAAUAGCUGCUGUAGAUGGAUCCUCGUCUAGCUUUGAAGAUGCUGUUCUUAGUCGGCUGGCAGAAACAGGUGCUACUCAAAGUUCCUCAUCAUAUAGUUCCACUAAGCACAUGGAAGAAGAAACAGAAUCACCUUGUGAGAAGACCAAAACCAUCGAGCGAAAUAUAGAAGCGUCAAUUGAGAAUCUCUGGUAUCUGAAGGAUGGUUUACAUGCCACAUUGUUGAGUGAGCUCCCAAUAGAUGAUUCAUUCAGGAAUAGGACAUCUGGUGACUUGGUUAAAGAAGUAAGAAAUAUGAGGUUGAGAGUCAAGGAUUUUUUGUUUAAGCAGAAGGUGUUGGCUAAAGAAUUGCAGAAUCACCGGGACUUGGAUGCAAAAACUAAAGCUGAGCUAAAAGCUUUAAAAGUGGAAUUGGAGAGUGCGGUGGCUGAACUGGAAGAUAGCAAUUCCAAGCUAACGAAGCUUAGAGCAGAACAUGAUGCGGCAAAAAAGGCUGGAUUUCCUGUUUUGAAUCUAGCAGGUAAACAUUCCAGCAGUAGUAAGGUGAGAGAUAAACAAAAAGAUCUUCGAGAUAUGGAGUCUGCUCUCAAAGAGUUGAAGGACCAAGCAGUUGAUCGCCUGGCGGAAUUAAACAGUCUACAUGAAGGACGACUAAAAAUGUUGCAACAGUUAUCUGAUUUCCGGAAUACUAUGAAGAGCGUGAAGUGCCUUUCAGCUUCACAAUCAUAUCUUUUAUUGAGAGAUCGGAUAGAAAAAUUAAAAUCAGAAGUAUACGAGCAGCAGGCUUUAUUUGAGAAACUACAGGUUGAGAAGGAUAACAUUAUAUGGAGGGAGAAGGAAUUGAAUGUGAAAAAUAACAUACUUGAUGUUUUGAGAAGAUCAUCUACUGUCUCUGAUACUAAGAUUAAUGAUCUGGAAAUGCUGAUUCAGAAACAUAAGGAUGAAAAAAUGUCAACUGAGAACAAGCUGGUUGAAGUAUUGAAAGAGCCAGGAAGGAAAAAAAUUGUCUCAGAAUUUAGAGCAUUGGUUUCUUCGUUUCCAGAAGCAAUGGGGUCUAUGCAAAGUCAGUUACAUAAAUACAAAGAAGCUGCUUCAGAUGUUCAUUCUGUGCGAGCUUUCAUGCAAUCUCUUUCUAGUAUUAUUGAUAGAAUGGAGAAGGAGUGUGAAGGUUUGUCAUCCCAAUCCAAGGAUCAAAUUGCAGAGAUACAGAAGUUGCAAGCUACGGUUCAAGAUUUAACAGAAUUUAAUCGGGACUUGAAACUCAUAAUUGAUAUGUAUAGACGUGAAUCAACUGAAUCAAGGGAAGUCUUGGAAGCUAGGGAUUUGGAAUAUAAGGCAUGGGCUCGUGUUCAAUCAUUGAAGUCCUCCCUGGAUGAACGCAACCUGGAAUCACGUGUUAAGACUGCAAAUGAAGCUGAGGCUAUAUCUCAACAAAGGCUAGCUGCUGCAGAAGCUGAGAUUGCACGCUUAAGACAGAAGCUAGAAGCAUCUAAAAGGGAUUUAACUCGAUUAUCAGAUGUUUUAAAAUCUAAAAGCGAUGAAAACGUGGCGUACUUGUCUGAAAUUGAGACAAUUGGUCAGGCAUAUGACGAUAUGCAAACUCAAAACCAGCAUCUGUUGCAGCAAAUAACUGAGAGAGAUGACUACAACAUUAAGCUUGUUUUAGAAGGUGUGAGAGCAAGGCAAUUGCAGGAGAUUAUGCUCAUAGAGAAACAGACCUUGGAAAAGGAGAUUCAGCAAGCCAAUGCAUCUCUUGUACUUUUUGAGAUGAAAGCUGCUAGAGUUGAAGACCAGUUGAGAGGCUGCUCGGAUCAUAUUAAGAAAAUUAAAGAUGACAAGUUACAUGACACAGAUACCCUAGAAAACAUCCAAAAAAGAUUAUUGGAUAUUAAACUAGCAUCUCAACAAACAAGGGAGUCGCUUGAUCAAUCCCAGUCUAAAGUUGAAAAAAGUCGAACGACUCAAGCAGAGCUGCAGAUAGAAUUAGAAAAAGAAAGGUUUGAGAAGAAAAGAAUUGAGGAGGAACUAGAAGUUGUUGGCAGAAAAGCUUCACGGCUUGAAGCACAGAUGGAAAGCUCAUCAGUGGUUGAAAAGCUUCAUGAGGAACUUGGGGAAUAUGAAAAGAUAGUGAAUUGCAAAAUUUGUGUCGACAGUAGAAAGCAGGUUGUCAUUACAAAGUGCUUCCACUUGUUCUGUAAUCCCUGUGUACAAAAUAUCUUGAAGAGUCAGCAUCGCAAAUGCCCAAGAUGUAGUGCAAGUUUUGGGCCCAAUGAUGUCAAGCAAGUUUUCUUUUGACUUGAAACUGCUCAUACGUACCUUCAGUAAGACUUAACUCAGCCGCCCUUGGUGCACAUUUCAUGGCCAUUUGGUUGAGGCAAGAGUUGACAUGGGAAUACAAACAGGUUUACGUGUAUGACUAUGCUAGAAUGUAGGGCAAACAGUGCAUGAGACGAGAGAACGGAAUAUGGAAUUGUCUGACGCAUAGCAAUUUAAGCAAAUCAUUUAGAUCGUUUGGCUUGUUUCUAGAUUUUUUUUUUUAAUAUUUUAUUAAAAGUUUAUUAAGAUGCACAUUUAUUUUACCUUCUCUUCUGAUGUGGUUGGAGCAACUGGAAGCUUUCAAUUUAUUAUUUGCAGAAUUAAUCAGAAUCGCUUCUCACUGCUAUACAGCCAUGGAUGGACAUAGACGAACAAGUUUUACUUUGCUCAACCAAAAAAUAGCACGCCCACUCCAACAGUUGAAGCUAGAGUUGAUGAGUGGUGUUCUUAAUGCAAAGGGGUUUGCCCUCUCAAAACAGCUGGUUGGACAACGUCAUCACUCCUGCCGGCAAAAAUUUUUGUACAUGACUUGGUUAGGUCCUAGAAGCUGAUAUUUCUAUUUGAUUUAUCUUAUACAUUUAUUCCCCAUUUUCUCCUUGAUGUAUUUGUGGAUCCAUGUUUCAAUGUUUUAGCGAACCUAUCAUCAGCACAUGAGGUGCGCAAUUUGCUUGAAGAUGCUCGUUAGU
Cucurbita pepo subsp. pepo (vegetable marrow) is the source of this 3893-nucleotide messenger RNA. Its product is annotated as E3 ubiquitin-protein ligase BRE1-like 1. Gene Ontology annotation, cellular component: HULC complex; nucleus. Lineage: Eukaryota; Viridiplantae; Streptophyta; Magnoliopsida; Cucurbitales; Cucurbitaceae. Gene Ontology annotation, molecular function: metal ion binding; ubiquitin protein ligase activity. The record is from RefSeq and is a predicted model, not a curated record.